Epinephelus moara (kelp grouper) is the source of this 5035-nucleotide messenger RNA. RefSeq names its product gastrula zinc finger protein XlCGF57.1-like. Gene Ontology annotation, cellular component: nucleus. The transcript is spliced from 3 exons. Gene Ontology annotation, molecular function: DNA-binding transcription factor activity, RNA polymerase II-specific; RNA polymerase II cis-regulatory region sequence-specific DNA binding. Bases 1346 to 3292 code for a protein of 648 amino acids. The record is from RefSeq and is a predicted model, not a curated record. Gene Ontology annotation, biological process: regulation of transcription by RNA polymerase II. Lineage: Eukaryota; Metazoa; Chordata; Actinopteri; Perciformes; Serranidae.
AUGAGAAGCCAUACAGGAGAGAAACCUUUCAGCUGUUCAGUUUGUAGAAAAUCAUUUAUGUGCAGUGGACGUUUACGCAUUCACAUGAAAUUGCAUUCUGGAGAAAGCUUCAGCUGUUCAGUUUGUCAGAAAUCUUUUAUACUGAAAGGGAACUUGAAAGCACACAUGAAAACUCACACUGGAGAGAAACCUUACAGGUGCACUGUUUGUAUGAAAUCUUUUCUACAGAAAGGGACCUUGGAGGAACACAUAAGAACUCAUACUGGAGAGAAACGUUUUCGCUGCAGUGUUUGUAUGAAAUCCUUUACACAGAGUGGGACCUUGAAAGCACACAUGAGAACUCACACUGGAGAGAAACCUCACAGGUGCACUGUUUGUAUGAAAUCUUUUCUACAGAAAGGGACCUUGAAAGCACACAUGAGAACUCACACUGGAGAGAAACCUUUUCGCUGCAGUGUUUGUAUGAAAUCUUUUACACAGGGUGGAAUUUUAAAGACACAUAUGAAAACCCACACAGGAUAGAAUAGAAUUUUCCGAUAGAAAAUGACUUUUCAACUCCUCCCACAAAGACUUUUAAUUGUUCUAAACUACAGUGGAUUGAGAUCUACUUGAUACUUUUAUACUCAUGUUAUAGUUUAGUGUCCUGUGCUGCCACCCUUUAAACCGCUGUAGCUCCAGUGCUGUGUGCAAAAAUAUUCAUGUACGGCCCUGCUGUUUAUUUUACAUAGUUUUUCAUUUACAUGUUGUACAGCUAUAUAUUUCAAAGCAGGUUUUAAAAAAAAUUCCCUGUCUCUGCCUUUUAUUUUGAUCACAGUCUGUUUUUUUAAAACUGCUUGUGGCAUCUCAAAUGUGGCUUUGACUUGCAGCUGGAAACACGUCGCCCAUUAAUAGAAAUAAAAAAUGGAGAUAUACAUUGUGUGUCACCAGUCGGUCAAGUCACGAGGCUCUGUUGUACAGCGCUGAUCUCAACCAGGUUUUUUUUUGGACAUUUCUGUUGAUCAAAAAGCUAAAUGCUGACAUCUGUGUGUCACUGGAUAAGAGGCUGCUUUUAGUGACUGAUGGUACCAGAUAGAAAGUUAGAAGUUAUAACAUGUCAUCCUCUGCUGUUCAUGACUGUACAUUUUUUUAUUUUAUUUUGGGCACCAGAGAUAUUUAUGACACUACUUUUUGUGCCUUAUUUGCAAAUUCAGGAACACUUCCGGACUUUUAUUUUGAAGCUAAGCAACCGAUUUGCCCCAGAAGCUGUAUUCUUCACUGUGGCUAACUUUAUCCUGUUUUGACAAGAUGGCGUCCAGCAGAAAAGUGUGUUAGCAGAGUGUCUUUGUUGUGUUAUUAAAGUGUGAACAUGUCUAAAGUCCAAAUGCUGAGAUCGUUGGUGAAGCAGCGACUAACUGCGGCUGCUGAAGAGAUAUUUGGGCUGUUUGAAAGAACGAUAGCAGAGUACGAGGAGGAACUUUGUCGAUCAAAAGAGGAGAACGAGCGACAACGGAAACUACUGGAGACUGUUUCCAACCCUCAGCUUCGGUUACACAGAGCAGACGUCCAGCAGCUGUUGGUGGUUAAAGAAGAGGUUCCCCCUGAGCAGCAGGAGUGGAGCUCCAGUGUGGACCAGGAGGACCCAGAGCCUCCACACAUUAAAGAGGAACAGGAGGAACUCUGGAUCAGUCAGGAGGGAGAGCAGCUUCAAGGGCUGGAGGAGGAUGAUAUCAUCAAGUUCACAUUCACUCCUGUCCCUGUGAAGAGUGAAGAUGAUGAAGAGAAACCUCAGUCCUCACAGCUUCAUCAAAGACACACUGAACAGGUGGAAACAGAAGUUGAAAUUGAGGACUGGGAAGGACCAGAACCAGUCUGGAACUCAGAUCCAGAUACACAUUUACAACCUGAGACUGAUGACAGUAACGAUGAUUGGAUGGAGACCAGAGAGUAUCAGUCAGGUUUUAACUCUCUGAAAAAUGAUGAAGACCCUGUCAGUGAUUCACAAUGUAGGGCUGUUGAAAAACUAUUUAGCUGCUCUGACUGUGGGAAAAGAUUUAGCCGCAAGACUGAGCUGAAAAGACACAUGUGCAUUCAUACAGGAGAGAAACCAUUCAGCUGCUCGGUUUGUGAGAGAUCCUUUACACAGACUGUAGACUUACAGAGACACAUGAGAAUCCACACAGGAGAGAAACCUUUCAGCUGCUCAGUCUGUGAGAAAUCUUUUACGCAGAGUGGACAUUUACAGAGACACAUGAGAAUCCACACUGAAGAGAAACCAUUCAGUUGCUCACUUUGUGCAAAAUAUUUAUCGGAGGGUGGAUAUUUACAGCAACACAUGACAACACACACAGGAGAGAAACCUUUCAGCUGCUCAGUUUGUAACAAGUUUUUUACACAGAGCGCUGAUUUACACAGACACAUACACACUCAUAUAGGAGAGAAACCAUACAGCUGCUCAGUCUGUCAGAAAUCUUUCACACAUAGUGGGUAUCUUCAUAAACACAUGACCUGUCACACAGGAGAGAAACCUUUCAGCUGCUCUGAGUGUGGUAAAAGAUUCCCGCGCAAGGAAACAUUAGUUGUUCAUAUGAGAAUCCACACAGGAGAGAAACCAUACAGCUGCUCAGUUUGUAAUAAAUCUUUCACACUAGGUGGAACUUUAAAUAUGCACAUGAGGAGCCACACAGGAGAGAAACCAUUUAGCUGCUCUGAGUGUGGGAAAAAAUUUCCCACCAAGACAGAUCUGAAGAGACAUAUGAACACACAUACGGGAGAGAAACCUUUCAGCUGUCCAGAUUGUAAGAAAUCUUUUACACAGCAUGGGCAUUUACAAGCACACAUGAGAAGCCAUACUGGAGAAAAACCUUACAGCUGCUCAGUUUGUAAGAAAUGUUUUCCAUAUAGUGGAGGUUUACUAAAACACAUGAGAAGCCACACUGGAGAAAAACCUUAUAGCUGCUCUUUUUGUGAGAAAUCUUUCACGCAAAAUGGAAUUUUACAGAAACAUAUGAAAAUUCACACAGGAGAGAAACCUUACAGUUGCAGUGUUUGUGACCAAACAUUCACUUGGCUUACACAACUGAAAAUCCAUCAGUGUGUUGGGUGUCAGUCCUCACAGCCUCAUCAAACUCAAACUGAGGAGAACAGAGAGGCAGAGCCUCCAGCCAGCAGUUCAGCUGAACAGAUGAAAACAGAAGCUGAUGGAGAGGACUGUGGAGGACCAGAACCAGCCAAGAGCUCAGAUUCAGAUACACAUUUACAACCUGAGACUGAUGACAAGACUGGAGAGUCUUCUGAUCCUGAGAAUGAACACUAAUAAUGAUUGGAUAAAGACCAGAAAACCUCAAUCAGACAGAAAUUCUCUGUAAAAUAAUGGAGUCCAAGUGCACUGUAUGAGAGUUAUUGUCAUCAAAAACUAGGCCCAGUCACUCUGAGUGUGUUAAAAUAUUUGUCUACUCGUGUCAUAAGUAACAGCUGAGGAAAAAACUAAAUUAAGCAAAAAAGUAAGGAAAUCUGUGUUUGAUAGAUUAUUUCUUUGUUACAAUGUUGUAACAAUGCUUCUUUGCAAUAAAUCUUAUGCCGUUGACUGUUUAUUUCUCUUUUAAAUGGUGCCACAUUUGUUAGGAACGUGCAUUUGUGGGAUGAGCAGCAGAGCUGAGUAUGUGGGUUGUGCCCAUGAAAAAUUUGCCUAACAGCUUUUUAUGCUGUUGACUGUUGUUUGGUGGAUUGGAUGAUUGAAGUCUGAAGAAACAAGACAUAUGAGCCAUUUAACAAUUUAUUCAUUUAACAAACAGCAGCCUCAGUGGCGUGUGAAAGAACCAUACACAGCCACAACAGCCUGGCACCUCCUCCUCAUGCUGGUCACCAGCCUGGUCACACACUGCUGUGGGAUGGCAUCCCAUGGUUGUGUUGGUCACUCUGGCACGAACAGCACGCCCAAGCUGAUCCCACAAGUGUUCAGUGGGGUUGAGGUCACGACUGCUGGCAGGCCAUUCCAUCCUCUCCAUCCCAAAUUUUGGAGGUAGUCUCUGAUAAACCUCGCUCUGUGGGGGCGAGCGUUGUCAUCUUGGAGGACAGAGUUCGGUCCCAGACUGUGGAGAUGUGGGAUUGCCACUGGCUGCAGAAUUUCAUCUUGAUAUCUCUGCAUUGAGAUUGCCUCCAAUGAUGACAAGACUUGUUUUUCCAGUGAGAGAGAUGUCGCCCCACACCAUCACACUGCCUCCACCAAAAGAUGUUACUCUAUCGGUGCAGCAAUCAGCAAAGAGUUCUCCGCAAUUUCUCCACACUUUGACCCUACGAUCCAGCUGCUAUGAGACCAGAGAUUGGCUGUGUGCACUCUGUUCCGGAUUGUCUGGGCAAAAUUUGACUGCAAAUCUGUAGAAGAUUGCCUACGGUUCCUAAGUGCUGACAGGAUGAGGAAACGGUCUUCUUGGGGUGCCGACUUCACAGCCUGUCUUUGACACUCCCCGUAAAAUGUAACUUGGCCUUCAUUUUGCAGACGGUACGAGGGCUCAUUCCAAAUAAUGUGGCAACUUGGUUUUGCGGAACACCAGCUUGAAGUUGCCCUAUCGCACGGGCCCUAUCCAGAUCAGUCAAACAUGGCAUGCUGAUUCACACCUGACAGUCACACCUGAUUGUCAGCACCUGGGGGUACCAGAAGCUCAAAACAUGAGUCAAUAUCAACAGCAAAAAAAGGUGUUUGGCAUUGGCAGAGAAGAUUAGGCAAAUUUUUCAUGGCUGACAGCCCACAUACUCAGCUCUGCUGCUCAUCCCACAAAUACAUGUUACUUACAAAUGUGGCACCAUUUAAAAAGGGAAAUAAACAGGUUUUCCAACUGUAUAAGGAUUAUUCCCAAGAAGCAUUGAUGCAACAAAGAAAUAAUCUACCAAACACAAAUUUCCUUACUUUUUGUGCUUUUUGAUCAUUCAGCUGCUCAGUGUGAAAAAAGUUUUAAAGUAAAGAUCCACCAGGCAGUCACAUGUCAAAGGUCAUAAGUGUGUCUUCAACAGCAGUGAUGAAACUCUGGAGCAACAGAGAGUUGAAACAGUUGUGAACAUG